Messenger RNA from Scophthalmus maximus (turbot), 22505 nucleotides. RefSeq names its product spectrin repeat containing, nuclear envelope 1a (gene syne1a). Gene Ontology annotation, molecular function: protein binding. Lineage: Eukaryota; Metazoa; Chordata; Actinopteri; Pleuronectiformes; Scophthalmidae. Gene Ontology annotation, cellular component: membrane. The transcript is spliced from 109 exons. Gene Ontology annotation, biological process: signal transduction. Bases 120 to 21272 code for a protein of 7050 amino acids. The record is from RefSeq and is a predicted model, not a curated record.
UGUCACAUCUUGAGUUGUUUGAUCAGGCGUUGCUGACUCUGACCCAAAGGAGUGAAAACUUGCUGUCAGUCUUGAGAAGCUCUUCCCAGGUUGAUAUUGCUGAUCUUGAGGCUGCAAUUAUGAUGCUGGAGGAGCAUGAGGCGCAACUACAGGCGUAUGCAUCGCUGAGAGAGACACUCCACCAAAGAGAGUCUUCCCUGCUUCGCUGUUCCACCCCAGAAGCCCAACAGCAGCUCCAGGGCUGGAAAGAGGAUUGCCUUCAGCCCCUCCGCGAAUCCCAGCGUCUCCUGCUCCUCCGGAAAGAGUGCCUGACUGAGUUAAAGGCCUUCCUCCAGAAGCACGGCACAGCGGCUAAGGUUGUGCACCGUCUGCACGAGGCCGUGGAGGGCAGGGGGAGCUGGGACCGCUCCAAGGCUGAAGAGCUGCAUCAUGGAUUAGGGGAAGUGGCUAAAGACGUGGCCCGGCUCGAGGCCGAGGCAGUCGGGUUAGAUGGGCAGCUGAGCAAGGCACACCUGCACCUGUGUGGGGCCGAGUGGCGGGGCACCAGAGACGCAAGCUAUCCUCAGGGAAGAAUGUCCUGCAGAGGACAGGCAGUGGCCCUCAUGAUGGCUCUGGAGGAAGUGCAGAGGGGCGUUGGGUGGAGACAGAGCGAAGCAGAUGCUUUGAGUGCCCUGUGGAGCUCCUUCAGGGAGAGGAAGGAGGAGGUGUUGAAGAAUUUGAAGAAACUGGAGGCUGAAGUGAGGCAAGAGGAGGCCAGAGAGAGCUCUGUACAGGCCUUUCAAAACAGGCUGCGUUUCUUCGUCCAGCUGGAGGAUGAGCUCCAGUCCCUGCAGCACUCCCAGCAGUGGUUGGAGGAGAAGGGAAGCCAGCUGGCCCAGAGAGACAGUGAGCUGGCUGGGGAGGCUCGCAGGGAGGUAGCCUUGGUGAAGACAGCCUGGGAGGACGUCAAGAUACUGAUCACCACCGGUCAGGAACAGAGUGGAGUUGUGGUAGAUCUUCUCCGUCAGUUUCACCACCUGAAGUCGAGCCUUUGCGCUGUCGUGGAGAAUGCUCAGAGCGUUGCUCACAAUCUGCCCGACCACAAUCACACCGCUCAGGAGGCCAAAUGGACUUUCACACGGCACGAGACUGUCAAAGCUGAGUUGCGAGUAAAACAGGAAGACAUGGACCAGCUCAUCAGUGCAGUUGAAGACCUGCAGAGAGAGCUGGAGAAGGUCCCCAGUUCGGAUACUCGCGCCAUCCAGAGAGACAUGGAGAUGUUGAGAGACCAGUGGUUGGAGGUCUCAGAGGGAAUACAAACCAACACAGAGAGACUUGGCUGCUGCGUGGCCCUGUGGGACGACCUCAAGACCAUGGAGCAGGACAUCAGCCAGUGGACAUCCACCUCCGUCACUGAGCUCACAGACAGCGUCUCAAAUCUCAGUGACAAGGAGGAGACAGAGGCCCGGCUCAACACCUUUCAGGCUGAGAUUGAGAAGAGGGAGCAGAAGCUAGACGCCCUGCAGGAACGAGUUGCACAGCUGAAGGAGCGAGCCAAACUGCAGGAAACCCCGUUACAAAUUCAGGUCCUGGAGUCCGACCUGAGGAAGAAAAUGGCCCAUGCGCAGGAGGCGUACAACCAGGCCAAACACACUCUGACCUACUUCAGUUUCCAAAAGCAGCGACUCAAGGACCUCAUGUCCCAGAUGGCUGAGCGGCUGGAGGCAGUUGAGGGUUCGUUGUCUGACCUCACUGAGGCCACUUCCCCUGACGACAUUGGUACUGUCAAGGACCUGCAAAGUGUUGUGCAGCAGCAGAGGGCAGACAUGGACUCGGCUAGAGAUGCCCUGACUGCCCUGUGCAGGUCCCAUCCCUCUCAGGAGCUGUCGGUCCUCUCCUCUGACCUCACCUCCAUUGCGAAGCGCACAGAGGCUGUUGCUCAGCGCUGUGCCAAAACCAGGGGCAGCCUGCAAGAUGAGCUUCAGCUUCAUUUCAACAAGCUCGUCCGAGACUUCCACUCCUGGCUUGCAGAUCUAAAGUUGGAGCGGAAAGACUGUUCAAACCAAUCAGGAGAUGUUGCUAUGCUUGGAGCCAAGUUACAAAGGAUGAAGGUGUCAGUCGAGCAGACGUCAGAACACGAGGAGCGUCUCUCUCAGGUUUGUGAAGAGGCCGAGAGGCUCCAGCUCCACCUGCCCAAAGCUGGAGCAGCACUGGUCCAUGAGCAUCUCUCCUCCUGUAAGAGAGAGUGGAGGGACUACCUGAACAGCUGCUCUCAGAGCCAACGAGACUUGGAGGAGAGUAUUGGCCUUCUGAAAAACUUUGAUAAUUGUGUGGAGGAUAUACGAGACUGGCUGAAGCAGAUGGAGCUCAGCCUCAAGAGUGAGCCUGUUCUCGGGGAAGAGAGCCAGCACGGAGCCCCCGACACCACAGAAGAGCUGGAGAGGAUGGAAAACCUCCAUAAGGAACUGCUAGCAAGAAGGGACUCUAUUGAGCGUGUCUGCCAGGAGGCCCAGUCUCUGUCUGAAGCAGGCCGUGGGUCGGGAGGAGAGGUCAGGGUGACGGGCCAGCUCCAGAUGGAGCACCAAGCCUUACUGAAGGCAGCCAGGGAGAGGCUGCGUGGCUGCCAGGAGAGUCAGGCCUUCGGUGAGACCCUGCAGGGAGUCUGGGCCUGGCUGGAGGAGAUCCAGGAGAGACUGGGCACAGUAGACAGCACAAUGGGGACCAAGGAACAGUUAGAGCAGAGGCUGGAGACUGUGCAGGACAUCCUGCUUUUGAAGGGUGAGGGUGAAGUCAAGCUGAAUAUGGCCAUGGGUAAGUGUGAGAUGGCCCUGCGCAGCUACGGGGCGGCUGGACAGGAAGUGGUCCGCUCUCAGCUUCAGGAAGUGGAGGAUGCCUGGGCCACUCUGCUUGUGACCGCCAUGAGCUGCCACAGUCGCCUGGAGUGGACCGUGUCCCAGUGGGGAGGAUACUUGGACAGUGCUGCUCAGGUGCGGUGCUGGAUGGAGGCUGUGGAGCGGGAGGUGGGUGGCCCGCUUGUCCCGCAACCUGGGCCCAGAGAGAAGGCCUGUCAGCUAGAGAGACUUAGAGCCCUGCUGGCUGACCUCGAGGACCACCAGGCAGCACUGUCCAGCCUGGAAGAAAAAGCCAGAGAACUUUUCAAGAAGACUGGUGACGCCGGCUUCAACCACGGUGCCCGAACCCGGCCGCAGGCACAGUUUGAUGACCUCGCAGCUCUGGUGGAGGAGAGAGUGCAUCUUGCGCAGGCGGUCGUGUUGGAACACCAGCAAUACCUGGAGGCUGUGAGAGAGCUCACCGACUGGCUGAUGACUGCCGGAGAGGAGCUACAGCAUUGGUCUGACAUAUCAGGAGACUCCUCCGCUAUCAAAAAGAAACUGGCAGAAGUGAGGGAGCGUGUGGAGUGUCGGUUACUGGAGGGCAGAGAGCGCCUUAGCCGGGUGCGUCGGAGCGCAUCUACCACGGCGGAGCACACGGCAGCGGGAGGCUGCGAGGCCAUGGACCGACAGCUGGGGGCGCUGUCCCAGGCUCUGGAGCAGUGGGAGGGGGCCGCUCUGAGGGCCAGGGACGGCCUGGAAGGGGCCCUGGCAGCCGCAGCAGCUUCAGAAGAGGAGUACAACUGUCUGAUCGCUCGGCUGGAGGACGAGCUGAAAGAGUUUGACGGACGGCUGAGGAGGUGGAGCCAGGAGCUGAUUAAAGCUGAAGGGCGGAGCAACGGCGAGGAAGCAGUAGAAGGAUGGCAGCUGGCUAAGGAUCUACUGGAGGGUUUGCAGAGCGCCGAGCCGAUGGCGGAGAAGUUGAAGGGCCAACUGAACGACCUGGUGCGAUACUCCAGAGACCUGGGCACGCAAUCAGACCGGGUCACCGCAGUUAUCAAACAGCACAACAGUCUCAGUCUCCGUGCCUCCAGGGAGUGUCAAAACAAGGAGCGCUUGUUGGAGCAGAGGUUCCGCACAGCCCUGAGAGACUUCCAGCAGUGGUUGGUCAACGCCAAGAUCAGCACCGCCAAAUGCUUCGACGUGCCACAGAGUGUCACAGAGGCCUCGACUGCUCUGCAGAGGAUACAGGAGUUCUUGAGUGACAGGGAACAUGGCCAGGCCAGACUGAGUACAGUAGGAGCCAGUGGGGAGCUGCUGAUGGCCGUUGUGUCCAAAGACAGGGUGGAGGGGAUCAAGGCCAAGGUGGCAAAUGCGAGGGACGACUGGAAGGGCCUGAUGAAUAACCUGCAGAUGAGGGAGGAUGCUCUCAAGAACCUGCAGUCCCAGAUGACACAGUUUGAGGCCAGUGCUGAGCCUCUGCAGGACUGGCUAAACAGCACAGAGGUCAGAGUUCAGGAGAGCAGCGCUCGAUUACAUGACCUUCCAGCCAAGAAACAGGAGCUCAGCAAACUACAGUGUGUACUGGAAGAAAUAGCCAGUCAGGAGGCAGAGCUGGGCAGGCUGAGGGAAAGAGCUCAUCAUCUCUGGGAGGGACAAGCAGCCGGCAAGGGCUUCGUCCAUCGUGUAUCCCAGCUGUCUGCACAGUACCUUGCCCUCAGCAACUUAACCAAGGACAAAUCCUCCAGGAUUGAACGUAUCGUAGGGGAACACCGCCUCUUCUCUCAGGGUCUUAAAGAGCUGCAGGAUUGGGUGUGUGAAGCUCAGAGGGUCCUCAACACCUGCAUCUCCACCACCACUGACAAGGGCGUGUUGGAGGACCGGAUGUUACAGCUGGAAGCCUUACUGGCUGCUCGUCAGGAGAGGGAGAUCCAGCUGAAGAUGCUGCUGACGCGGGGAGAAGCAGUCCAGAGAAACACGUCGGCCGAGGGCGUCCCGGUGAUUCGCAAGCAGAUCCAGGACCUCAAGGACUCAUGGGAUUCCCUCCUCUCCGCCUCUAUUCAGUGUAAAAGUCAACUGGAGGGCGCUCUGUCGCAAUGGACCAGCUAUCAGGAGGACGUAGGCCAGUUUGUGUUGUGGAUGGACCGCGUGGAGGAGACGCUGAGCUGCUCAGACAGACAGUACUCAGAGAUGAGAGACAAGACCGCAAACCUGGGAAAAACCAAGCUUCUCUACGAGGAAGUACUGAGUCACAGCAAUCCUCUGGAGACCAUUGCCACAAAGGGGUCCAACAUGGCUGAACACUACACUACCCAGCAGGAGGUGCAGCAGCUGCAGUGUCGAUACAACGCCCUCAAAGAAAAGGCCAAGAAUGCAGUCAGUAAGGCCAAGGGACUGGUGCUGGUCCAUCAGGAAUAUCAGAGGGAGUUACAUGUGUUUGAGGACUGGUUGGAGCAGGAACAGGCCACUCUGGCCUCCUCCACCCAUCCAGAGGGGAACGUGGACACAAUAGAGAACACGCUGCAACAGUUACAGCUCCUGCAGGACCGCUGCUCAAACGGUCAGUCUUUGCUCUCCUCGGUGCUGACCAGCAGAGAGAGAGUAAUCCCUUGGGGUAUACCACAGAUCGAGGACCGAGCCCUGGACACCGCUCAGAGGGAGUGGGGCGCCUACCAGGGUCGCCUGGAGGAGACUCAGGCCCAGCUCAGCUACACACUGAGCCGACUGAGGCACAUGGGCCAAAGGUUCCUGAGCCUGGCCCACUGGCUGGAGGAGCUGGAGAAGGUGGCAAACAUCAGACGUCAUCGGAGGUCAGACCGAGCCACCAAAGAGACUCAGCUGAGGAAACUCCAGGGGUGUCUUGAGGCUGUGCUUGCGCGGCAGGGAGAGGUCGACGGCCUCUCCUCUCUGGCCCAGCAGGUUCUGGAGGAAACCUACAUCAGUAGUCGUGUUAGUGUUACUGCCACCCAGCUCACCGCCCGCUACCAUUCGCUGCUGCUCAACGUACAAGACACCAUCAAGCAGCUACAGGAGGAGGUGAGGAGUAUUGAAGAGGCAGAAAAUCUUUGCAUGUCAUUCACCGACUGGCUCGACUCAACUCAGAAAAGCUUCACGGUGUUAACUGAUGUUUCUGAACCACUGGACCGGGUCGCCAUGGAGAAAAAGCUGAAGAAACUACAGGCUCUCCAGUCUGAGCUCCAGCGUGGCCACGGUUUCCUGAAAAGCCUGAGGGAGCGGGCAGAACAGGCGGCCGGCUUCCUGGAUGAGGCCGGCGCUGAGAGUUUGGGAGGGGAGGUCGAGGGUCGCCUUGCCCAGCUGGAGGAGCUCGCCGGUGGGCUGAGGCAGGAGCACAGCUUCCUGGAGCGGGCCUUACUCCUAGCCAAGGAGUUCCAGGACCGCUACAAGGGUCAGGCUCAGUGGCUGGUGGAGACCCGAGCUCUGCUCAACACCCCGGUGGAGACCAAGGCUGAACUGUACCAACGGAGAGCACAGCUGGCUAAGUAUAAAGCUCUGUUGCAGGUUGUUCAGUCCCACGAUGGGUCCGUCAGGUCCGUGGUGGAGAAAGGAGACGCUCUGCUGUCUUCUGUCCACUACCCCUCCAUCAGAGACAAAAUGAACAGGCUGCAAAGGGACUACACUGAACUCUGUAAAAGAGCCAUGGCCCAUGUUGAGAAUCUGGAGGGCCAGGUGAAGGAACAGGAAGCUUACCACAACGAACUCCAGGAGGUGGAGCGCUGGCUGCUCCAGAUGUCCAGCAGAAUGGUGACUCCCGAUCCUUCUGUCGGGGGCAGCCUGGAGGCAGCCACUCAACAGCUGGCCAGGCACAAGGCCAUCAUGGAGGAAAUAGCGGGCUUUGAGGAUCGCUUGGCGGGCCUGAAGGAGCGCGGAGACCACCUGGUGCAAGGCUGCAGUGACCGUGUGCAGAGCAGGCUGAGACAGCAGGUCCAGGCUCACCAUCAAGGCACCAGAGACAGCUACUCUGCCAUCUGUAGCACGGCGCAGAGAGUUUAUCAGAGUCUGGACCACGAGUUACAGAGACACGUGAGUCUCCAAGACACAUUGAAGCAGUGCCAGACCUGGUUGACCUCUGUAUCAGAAGAACCAGAACCUCCUGCACAUCACCCUCUCAGCCUGGAGGAGGCACUACAGCAGGUGAAACAGGAGCGAGCUCUCCAGGAGCAGGCCGGCACUUACCUCCAACUUGUGUGUUCAGCAUGUGACCUGUCGGAGCCAAGGGUCAGGGACACUGCAGCAGCUAUCCAGCAAGUUAAACUGCAGAAAGAGGAGCGAAUGCUGCUUUGUGAGGAGGUAGCAGACAGCUGGAGGGACACAGAGGAACAGAAGGCAGAUCUUGAGAUCCAACUGAGAGAGACAGAGCAGCAACUUCAGAGCCUCAUCAGGAGACCUGCAGAGCUGGAGCCCAAGAUUGCACAAAACCAGCUGGACAAGGCACAGGAGGUCCUCCAGCAGAUUAAGGAGAGACAGUCUGAGGUAACCCAUUUGAAUGAAGCCACUGGUAGGCUGACAGAUGGACAGGUCUCCCCUGCACUGGAGGAGAUAAGGAGACUUCGGAGAAGCUGGAUGGACCUGGGCCAGCGGGCUGAGGAGCUGGAGGCUCAGCGGGGGGAGGACAUGCAGCGAAGUGGCGAGUACCAGGAGAGCAUAGUUGCUGUGGAGGAACUCUUCCACCAAGUAUCCAGGGAAUGGGACUACCUUGCCAGGGCUGACACAGAAAGUACAAGUGAGCAUCUGGAGGCACUCAGGAAGCUGUCCAGUGACCUGGAGGAGCAGAGAGCAACUCUAGAAGAUGUCAAAGACCAGAGACAAGCUAUUCUGCCUCGACUUAGCCUCCUAGACAAAGAGCUGGUCAAGCAACAGGUGGGUCACGUGGAGCAGCGCUGGGCCCAGCUCGAAACCCUGAUUCAGCAGAAGAUCCAGGACUCUGCACAAACACUGGAGGAUCUGGCUCGGGUAGAAGCCCAGCUGAGGGAUUCUCGGGAGUGGGUGGAGGAGCAGCGGCCUGCGCUUACAUCUGCGUUGAAAACCAGCCCACCCCCCGAUCUGGCCCAGAGUUUCCUGUUUGACCACUUGAGUGUAUGUGUGGAACUUGAGGCCCGUCAGCAGCUGCUGGGUCAGGCAGUGAGCGAAGCCCAGGCUGUGGCUUCCCGGCUGGGGCUGAGUGAGAAGAGAGGCCUUCAAGGGCUUGUUGAACAAGCCCAGACUGAGGUGGAGGCCCUGGGGGCUCGGGUGGCCCAAAGGAGGAAGUACCUCAGUAAGGCUUUCACAGAGAGGACACAGUUCCUACAAGGCUUGGGGAGAGCAUUGUCUUGGGUACAGCAACAGGAAAGGAAGGCGCUGAUAGAUGACCACAUAGCGCUCCUCCCCGAGGACCUGGCCAAACAGGUCGCUGCAUGCCGGGGCGUCCAUAGCGGCUUACGAGCCUACCAGAGGGAGCUGGCAUCUCUCUGGGUACAAGGGCGAGAGCUGGAGAGAGACGCCACCGACAAAGAAAGAGCAGAAACCCUGGCGAGGCUUGAGGAACUACAAUCAGUUUUUGAAACCGCCCUUCAGGGGACCACUCAGCGUCUAACAGACCUAGAGAAAGCCUUAACCUCUAGGAAGUACUUUCAGGUUGACCUCGACAAGACUUGCCACUGGUUGAGACGAGCAGAUGCAAUCACUUUCCCGGAAAUCAAUUUAAGCAACACUGAUGAAAACUCUGAAUUGCAAACACAAUUGUCUAACUUUCAGAAUGUCCUAGAGCAAGCUUCGGAACACGAGAACCUCCUUCUUAUCGUCCAAAGAAUAGGCCAGGAGAUCCUUCGUACUCUCAAUGAGAUUGACCAUUGCUACCUAGAUGAGAGGCUUAAUGCCCUGCCUCAGCAGUACAAUGCCAUCCUAGCUCUAGCCAAAGAGAAAAAAGACAGAGUCCAACAAAUAAUCCUAGAGAGAAAAGAGUUCAGCACUUUCUUCGAUAUUACUCGUAAUGCACUGGAGGAGCUUCGGGAGCAGUUUGACAAUCUGGAGAAGAAGACUAUCAGUAUUAGAGAGGAGGAGGUCACUUGUCUAAUUAAUGAAUACAGGAAUAUUAAUGAAAGUUUAUUCCACAUUGGCGCCUCUGUGAGAGAACUUCAUGGUAAAAAUGAGGGGUUCCUCUGUAGAGGUCAGCAAUAUAGAGCUGAAGAGACAGAGCAGCUGAUCAGUCUCCACAACACACUGAAGAGGAGAAAUGAUCAGAAAAUCAAACACUUGGAUAAUUGCUUAAGAAUUCUAGUCGAACACAACAGAGUAUUUACCAAUCUGGACUCAGAGGUAAAGUCUGUUAAAGAAAAGCUGGUCAAAGUUAAGUCAGACAAAGACGCAUGUGACACAGAUAAAAUCACUCAUCUUUAUUUAUUGCUAGAAAGACUGGAUGGUUUGAUCUGUCAGACUGAAGAAUGUAACCAUCAAACUGAAGGCCUUGGUCUGAAGUUCGAACCCACUGCCUUUCAACAAGCUACAUUUCAGCGAGAAUCAUUGCAGUCUUUACGAACUGAGGUCAAAUCUUGUGUUGACGAAGGUGAAAGGAAAGUCACCAAAGAUCAAGAUUUCAGCAGAGAGACUGACAAAAUGCUGCAGUGGCUGAGGACUAUCAUGGACAUCUUGGAAGAGCCUUUGACCUUUUCGGAGGUCAAAAUUGAGAGGGUACAAGAGGAAGUGCGCAAACUGAAAAUCAUAGAGGAGGAAGUAGGGAGCAGGUUGAGGAUGGUUGAUGCCUUGGGAGGCAGAGAAAAGCAAAGGUAUCGUAGUAGAAAAGAAACUGUUCCUGUCCACGUUGAGAAGAAACUACAGGAGCUGGCAGAGUUGGGAGCUGGAGCUCAAGAAGGAGUUUCCCAGAAACAGCUGGCUGUGGAAAAGGUUCUUGCCCUGGUCCAGCGGCACCACUUAUCUCUGCAGACCAUGCAGCAAUGGCUGGACUCUGCUGCGGAUUUGCUCCAGAGGGGCAGCUCGGGGGUGGAGCUCGAGGACCAGACAGAACGUGUGCGGGACAUGGAAGAGAUUUCAGCCCAGGAAAAGGGCUUCACCGUUGGAUUGGAGGAGCUGAGGACUCUGGAUCCUCUGCUGGUGGAUUUUAUAAAACCAGGAGCGAUGAGUAGGGAAAAAGUUGAGACAAUGCAGCUGAGAAACACAGAAGUCAAACAUCAACUGGACGCUUACAGAGAAGUGUCGCAGAGGUGUACAGUUCUGUGGAGCUGCUUCCAGAAUGAGAGAGAGACACUGGUUGAACAGAUGAAUGAUGCAGAGAGCAAGAUGGCCAUGUUCACCACAGCUAAAGCCGCGAGCAUCCAGCAGGCGGAGGACAAGUGUCAGAGAUACAAGUCUCUGGUGGCUCAUGUUGACCUGCUGGAGGUGCCUCUAAAUGCUUUGAGAGAGAUCGCGACAGAGUUAGAGCCCGACAUUUCCGAGUGCAGCAAAGGUGUCACCAGCCACUCUGUGUCAUCACUAUGGCAACGGUGGAGCAGGCUGCGCAGCGUGGCCCGAGCCCAGGAGAGGGCGCUGGAGGAUGCCGCGAGGGAGUGGAGGAACUACACGGAGAAGAUGGAGAAGGUGCGUUCUGUGUCCAAAGACCUCCACGGUCGCGUCCCAGACGGCACGGUCGAGAAGGCUGCCACUCGGACGGUGCUCCAGAGCCUCCUGGAGUACCACGACUCCUUCGGCCAGGAGCUGGAGAGGGAGCAGUCCAUCUUGGCCCUGCUCGGGCAGCACACCCGUAGCCUCAGAGGGGAGGAGGAGGAGGAGGAGGAGACGCAGGUGGUGGAGAAAAAGGCAGAGGAUGGACAUGAGGAGACGGCGUGCCUACAAGAGAUCAGACGUAUGCAGGAGCAAUAUGACAGUCUUAUGUUGCGGGUGAGGGCGAGCAGAGCUCAGGUGCACCAGGAGCUGCGGGAAAGAGAGGACGUUGAAAAAGAGCUGGGUUUGGUCAAAGGAUGGAUCCAAGACACUCGUGGCUUACUGCUUAGUCCAACUGCAGACCUGGAGUCACUGCUCCAAGAGCUUGAGACGGCACAUGGUGAGGUGAUCAGCAGACGUCAGAGUGUGGAGCGCAUGACAGAGCUGCAGCAGUCCAAGUACCAAGACCUCCAGGCUGGUCUGCCCUCUGAGCUCAGCAUGCAGCUGGCUGAGGUGGCUCUGGCUCUGGGCUCCGCUGAAGACCAGGUCCAGGCGCGGGAAAGGGAGGUGCAGCAGACCAGGGAUGUGAAAGAGGACUUCGGCUCCCGACUCCAGGACAUCGAAGCAAAGCUGAAGACCAUCGCUCUGAAGUUGGAGGACAAGAGCUGCGACCUGGAGGAGGCCAAAGAAGAGACCAAAGCUCUUUGUGAAGAGUGUGAAUCCUGUUGUCGCUCUCUGGCUGAGUUAGGAGUAGGGGUGCAGGAGUUUGGUGAGCAGAACCCUCUGCUGUGUAAGCAGCUUGGCGAUGCUGUGGCCAAACUUACGGAGGUGCAGCGGCACACGACACAGCAGGUCCAGGACAGAGCCAACAGACUGAAGAAGGCAGAAAGACAGGUGGAGGAAUAUCAGGGUAUGAAGGCGUUCAUUUUGGGCUGGACAGAAAAAGCAGAAGCUCUGGUCACUGGAAAUAUCAUCUGGAGCGCUGCUUCCCAGCUGCAGGAGCAAAUCCGAGCACAUCAGGCGUUGCUACGGGAGUGUCGGGGUCUCCAUGGUGACUUGGAGGCCAUGAGGGAAAGGGAGGGGCACCUGGGGGAGGUGUUGCAUAUGGCGGGUUGGAGCCAACAGGUGAAACAUCUCAGCAGACACACUGAGGAGCUGCAGCAAGCGGCCAAGACUCGCCUCCAGAGUCUGCAGGAUGCGGCGAAGGACAUGUUGCGUCUGGAGGCAGAGGUAAAAAUCCUCCAUGCAGCCGUAGACCAGAUCCAGGUCACACUCGCAUCCCCUGACCUCAACAGACUCAGCCUCAGAGAGCAGCUCACACAGAGACAGCGUCUGUUGGUGGAAAUGGAGGGUUUCAAGCAGCAGGUGGCGGCGGUGCAGCGGUGUCAGAGCGCCCUCCGCCUCCCGGAGGAGAUCGUGACCAGUCUGCCUAUCUGCCGUACAGCUCAGACUCUGCAGCAGGAGGCCAGCCAACUGCAGCACACCACCAUCCAGCAGUGCAACAUCCUGCAGGAGGCCGUGGUGCAGUAUGAGCAGUAUGAACAGGAAGUGAAGAACCUCCAGAGGUUAAUAGAAGAAGCCCAUCGCAUCAUUCAGGACCGGCACGUCUCCACUAACAACAUACAAGAACUUCAGGCUCAAAUACACCACCAUGAGGAGCUGGCCCAGAAGAUCCGCGGCUACCAGGAGCAGAUCGCCUCGCUCCACUCCAAGUGCAAGAUGCUGACGGUGAAGGCCAAGCAUGCCACCAUGCUGCUGACGGUCAGCGAGGUGGAGGGCCUUUCAGACGGCAUGGAUGAGCUGAGUGAUGAGGAGCUGCCCAGUGCCGUGGCAACCAACAACACCACCACCACCAAGCAGCUUCCUGCACACCCCUCUGUUGUCAUGAUGACAGCCGGCCGCUGCCACACUCUCCUCUCCCCGGUGACGGAGGAGUCAGGGGAGGAGGGCACCAACAGCGAGGUCUCCUCUCCCCUUGCCUGCCGCUCCCCCUCCCCAGGGGCUAACGCUGAUGCUCCUCUUAACCAGGGUCGAGGCACUUUAAGCCGAGCCCCCCUCCAGGAGCUGUACGACCCAUCCAUGGAGACCAGCGCUGCGAACCUGGAUGACCUGCAGAGAUCCUGGGAAACACUCAAGAAUGUGAUCAGUGAGAAGCAGAAGAGCCUGUACGAGGCUCUGGAGCGUCAGCAGCACUACCAGGAGUCCCUCCAGUCCAUCUCCACCAAGAUGGAGUCCAUCGAGGGGGCGCUCAAUGAGGGCCUGGAGCCCAGCAAGAGUCCUGAGAGCCAGAUGGCUGCACAUCAGGCUCUGAUGGACGAGAUCUUGAUGCUGCAGGAUGAGAUUGGUGAGUUACAGACAUGUUUCUCUGAGGAGCUGGCAGACAGUGACAGCGAUGGGGAGCCUGGUGACCAACUGGCACUCCAGUCUACUCUCACCGUACUGGGAGAGAGGAUGGCCACCAUUCGAAUGAAGGCGUCGGGAAAACGGCAGCUGCUGGAAGAGAAACUAAGUGAGCAGCUAGAGGAGCAGCGACAGGAGCAGGCACUGCAACGUUACCACAGCGAGGCCGAGGAGCUCGACCACUGGCUGCUCAGCACUCGAGCCACUCUCAGCUCGGCACUUCAGCUCCAAAACAAAGACUUGGACAUGGAGGAGCAGCUCAUUGACUGUCAGAACAUGCUGUUUGAGAUCGAGCAGAAGGUGUCGUAUUUGUCGGAGCUGUCCGUCCACAGCGAGAGUUUGCUGAUGGAGGGCCGGGCGGAGACCAAGGGAGAGGCGGAGCAGCUCACCACCAAACUGCACUCCCUCAAAGGCAGCCUCCUGGAGCUGCAGCAGAUGCUGCAGGACAAACAGGUCGACAUACAGGGUUCAUUGCAGGAACAGGAGGACAGUGAGCCGGACUCAUCUCUGUCCCAGAGCCCUAAUGUCCAGGAUUGGCUGUCUCAGGCCCGUUCAACACGCACUCAGCAACACCACGACAACCUGCUUCGGCAGAGGGAGUUGCAAGAGCAAGUAGCUGAACAGAGGAGGCUGCUCCAGUCUGUAGCAAGUGUUGGUGAAGAGUUACUCAACCUACAGACCACACCCAAUGGGGACAGUGAGGUGUCCAUCCCAGGGGGAGUGUUGCUGGAGACUGAGAUGCUGUCUCCUUUGGAACAGCUGAGACAGCGCUGGGAAAACCUGAAUAAAGAUCAGAGUACAAAGCUGCAGCUCUCCCUCAACACCCUGGAACAGGACCAACUCAGCCCGGUCCUCCACCGGUCUCGUCUGUCGAGUCCCAGCAUGGUGUUUAGAGGUGAAUCCUGCAGCCAGGACUCUCACUCUCCCAGAGCUUUGUUUGAGGCCUGCAGCCAGACUCUGGAAAGAAUCUCCCACGAGGCAAUGGGUGGUGACAGUAAACUGUCUUUUGGAGGGGUCACAAUCCAGCAAGACUUGUAUGCUGCAGUUUCGGCAGCCUCCUUCUGGCUGGAUGCAGCUGAGAAUCAGCUGCUUUCCGGUCCCGUGCUGCUGCUCGAGGACACAGAGACACAACUCACAAAUCUAGAGGGUCUGAAUAAACAGCUGAAGGAGUUGACCAGGGAAGUGAACCAGUGCAGAGAUCUGCUGGGUGGAGGAGCAGGCCGGCUGUGUGGAGGCGAGGAGCAAGCUCUGAUGGAGGACACCCUGGAGGGUCUGCAGGAGAGGAUGGGCCUGCUGGACUCCACGCUGGAGCAGCACUGCGAUGGCAUGAGAGACACGCUGCAGGAACACUCAUCUUUCCAGAAUGAACUGAGGAUGCUGUUCACAGCUCUGAGCGAGAGUAAACACCAGUUGCUGCAGAAGAUGGCUUGUAGUGCAGACAGACCUGCAUCCAAACAGAUCGAGGCAUUAUCAGAAGUGGAGGACAGUCUGAGAGAGUUUGAGCAGAGAGUGACUGAGCUGAAGACGAGAGCAGAAGGACUCCAAUCUGAGCAAAUCUCCCAUCAGGAACUACUCAAACUACAGGAUGCAUAUGAGGAGCUGGUGCUGAUGGUGGGCUCCAGACGAAGCAGCCUCAACCACGGCUUGUCUCUCAAGGCUCAGUACGAAGCUGCACUUCAUGACCUCACAGACCUGGUGGACACCGCUCAGGACAAGAUGGCUGCCGACCAGAAGAUGACAGUGGCCUCUGUUAUAGAGGUCCAGAUGUUACUGGACAAACACAAAGAGUUCUUUCAGGGUCUGGAAUGUCACAUGAUCCUCACCCAGAUAUUUUACAGUAAAGUGUCUAGUCUGGUGGCGCAGAGGGAAAGCCAGGCCCUGGAGGAGACCAUGGCUUUAGCCCACAGUGUGCUCAAACAGGCCCACAGGAGGGGAGUGGAGCUGGAGGGCAUAUUGGAGUCAUGGAGCAGGCUUGUGGAAGACUACCAGGCUCUGUGUCGACAGCUGGAGGCUGUGGAGUGUAGCAUCCCUACUGUAGGUCUAGUAGAGGAGACAGAGGAGAGACUCACCGAAAGGAUCAGUCUCUACCAGCGUCUGAAGGCCAGCCUGACGGAGCAUCAGCCACAGCUGUACCAGGUUCUGGAGGAGGGCAAGAGGCUCCUUCUGUCUGUCGGCUGUUCGGACUUGGAGAAUCAGCUGACCCAACUGGGAGAACACUGGCUGUCCUCCACCACCAAGGUCAACAAGGAGCUGCACCGCCUCGAUUCAACGCUCAAACACUGGAGCAGGUACCAGAGUGAGUCAGCUGAGUUGAGCCACUGGCUGCAGUCAGCGCUGGACCGGCUCGAGUUCUGGACAACCCAGUCAGUGACAGUGCCUCAGGAGCUGGAGACGGUCAGAGACCACCUCUAUGCCUUUCUGGAGUUUUCCAAGGAGGUGGACGCAAAGUCGUCCUUGCGUGCUUCUGUGCUAAGCACAGGAAACCAGCUCCUGCGAUUGAAAAGAGUAGAUACAGCUGGUCUAAGGACGGCACUGGGACAAAUCGACACUCAGUGGGCUGAGCUGCUGAAUCGUAUUCCCAUAGUGCAAGAGAAGCUACACCAGCUGCAAAUGGAGAAGCUGGCAUCACGGCACGCCAUCACAGAGCUGAUGAGCUGGAUCUCGCUCAUGGAGAACAUCAUAGACGAAGACCAGGAUAAGAUCAUGGGAGCUGUAGGCUCCGAGGUAGUCCAGAACUUCCUGCAGAAGUAUAAGGGCUUCCGCAUUGAUCUGACCUGUAAGCAGCUGACUGUGGACUUUGUCAACCAGUCAGUGCUGCAGAUCAGCAGUCAGGAUGUGGAGGGAAAGCGCAGUGACAAAACAGACUUCGCCGAGAAUCUGGGAGCUAUGAACAGAAGAUGGCAAAUACUGCAGGGACUUAUCGCAGAAAAGAUUCAGUUAUUGGAAGGAAUUUUGGAAGGUUGGAUGGAGCAUGAAAAUGGAGUCCAGGCCCUGAAAACCUGGCUCACACUACAAGAGGAGAAACUAAAGAAGAGGCACAGGAUAGAGGAUGUAGCAUCAGUGCAGAAUGCACUCAAAGACUGUCAGGAAUUGGAAGAAUUAGUGAAGGAAAAAGAGAAGGAUCUAGAGAAAGCGGAAGAGCGAGGAAAUGCUCUCAUUCAGGAUAAGAAAGGAGCAGCCUGUUCUGUUGUCAAGGAGACCCUCAAAGGGCUGAACCAGUCCUGGGCUCAUUUGGACCACAUGAUAAGCCAGAUGAAGAUCAGUCUGCGGUCAGUGCUGGAGCAGUGGACCCUGUAUCGGCGAGCCUCAGAGGAGAUUAUUGGUUACCUGAUGGAAGGGAUUUACUCCGUGUCCAGGCUGCGUCUCCUUAAUGGGUCUCUAGAGGCGGUGCAGCAGCAGGUGGAGAGUUUAGAGAACCUGCAGGAGGAGAUGGAUAAACAGGAGAGCAGUCUGAGGAAAUUUGACUCCGUGACACACCAGCUACUGACAGAGUGCCACCCGUCUGUGGCUGACACGCUCAACAGAGCCCUCCGCGAUGUCAACAUCAGGUGGAACCGCCUACUAGAGCAGAUCUCAGAGCAGCUGAGGAGCAGCAAGGCCUUGUUGGGUCUAUGGCAACGCUACAGGACAUUGUACAGCCAGUGUGUGACAGCCGUUCAGAAACAGGAAGAGCAUGCUGAUCGCCUGCUGAAGACCGCCACCGACAAGGAGAUCACCGAGGAGGAGAGCAGUGUCUGGAUGAAGGACUGCAAUGCUUGCCUUGGUGACCAGGCCUCAGUGCAGGAGUCCCUCCAUCGACUGCAGGCUUUAGGGGAACAGCUGAAGAGCCAAGUCGACGCCUCCUCCUCUGCAGCUCUGCAGUCGGACCACCUGUCACUCACACAUCGUCUGGCAGCACUGGAGCACGGCCUUCACAGGCAGCAGGAAGUACUGCAGUCUGGAUCCCAGGCAUGUGACAGCUUCAGAGAGAAGUUGGAAACACUGAUGCGUAAUGCAGAGGAGGCAGAGGAGGUGCUGAAGGAGUCCGACACAGUCAGUUCACCGGAGCUCGGUGUGGUCCAGUCUCGUAUGGAGAAACUGAAGGUUCACCUGUUGAAGUUGAGCAGCCUUUCUCCUGACCUAGAACGGGUAAACGAGCUGGUGUACAGACUACCAGUCAGCGACAGAGACGUUAAAAAGCUGCAGAGUCUCAACAGAGCCUGGGCCACUCACUGCGCUCACCUCACCGAGAGGUUCAGUAAACUGCAGGCCGUCUUGCUCCAGCAGCAGAGCUUCCUCCAGAAGUGUGAGGCCUGGAUGGACUUUCUGUCUCAGACUGAUCAGAAGUUGGCCGCUGAGAUCUCGGGCAACUACCAGAGUCUGCUGGAGCAGCAGCGAGACCACGAGUUGUUCCAGGCAGAAAUGUUUAGCAGGCAACAGAUUCUGUACUCCAUCAUCAGCGAUGGCCAUCGUAUGUUGGACCAGGGACUAGCGGACGACAGAGAUGACUUUAGUGUGAAGCUGGCCUUGCUGAGCAACCAGUGGCAGUGCAUAGUGCGGCGGGCUCAGCAACGGAGAGGCAUCAUUGACAGCCUGGUGCGCCAGUGGCAGAACUACCGCGAGAUGGCGGAGAAGCUCCUACGGUGGCUCCAGGAAGUGACCCACGAUUCAGAUGUUAAACUGCAGGGAGAACCAGCGGCCCUGCAGCAGGCCAGGAACCUGUUGGAUCAGAUACAGACUCCCUUAGUUAAGCUGUACCCCCUCUGCCAUUUGUCUCUGUCUGUGCUUGUCCAGCUGAGGGAGCGAGUGCUCCAGAGGCAGCAGGGAGGCUACAUCCUCACCGUGGAGGCUGGACGGAGCCUGCUCCUGUCGGCCGACGACAGAGCCGAGUCCACCCUGCAGACGGAGCUGAUGGAGAUCCAGGAGAGGUGGAGGCACGCCCACCACCGCCUGGACCAGCAGAGGAGGAGUCUACACGGCUUGCUCAAGAACUGGGAACGAUGUGAGAAAGGCAUAGAUGCAUCACUGGAGAAGCUGAGGGCCUUCAAGAGGAAGCUGUCUGUGCCUCUGCCUGAUCACCACGAGGAGCUACACUCCGAGCAAAUCAGAUGCAAGGAGUUGGAGAGCAGUGUGGAGGGCUGGACUGAUGACCUCACUUCCAUGUUCCUGCUGAGGGGCUCCUUGGAGGGUGUGGUUAGUGCUGAUGACAUCACCGUCCUACAGGAACGCCUCCAGCUGCUACAGCGCCAGUGGGAGGAGGUCUGCCACCAGCUUUCCCUGCGCAAGCAGCAGGUCAGCGAGAAGUUGAACGAGUGGGCCGUGUUCAAUGAGAAGAACAAGGAGCUGUGUGAGUGGCUCACACAGAUGGAGAGCAAGGUCUCUCAGAACGGGGACGUCAAUAUCGAAGAGAUGAUUGAGAAACUGCGCAAGGACUACCAGGAGGAGAUCGGCGUGGCCCAGGAGAACAAGCAGCAUCUGCAGGUUAUGGGCGAGCGGCUGGCCAGGGCCAGCCAGGACAGCAAGGCGGCGGAGAUCCAACACAAACUGAGCAAAGUCAGCGAGCGCUGGCAACACCUGCUGGACCUCAUCGCUGCCAGGGUCAAGAAGUUGAGGGAGACCCUGGUCGCGGUGCAGCAGCUGGAUAAAAACAUGAGCAGCCUGCGCUCCUGGCUGGCUCACAUCGAGACAGAUCUGUCCAGGCCCAUCGUUUACGAUACCUGUGACGACAAGGAGAUUCAGAGGAAACUCAACCAGCAGCAGGAGCUGCAGAGGGACAUAGAGAAACACAGCACAGGCGUGGCGUCCGUGUUGAACCUGUGUGAAGUGCUGCUCCACGACUGCGAUGCCUGCUCCACGGAGACGGAGUGCGACUCCAUCCAGCAGGCCACCAGAGGGCUGGACAGACGCUGGAGGAACAUCUGUGCCAUGUCCAUGGAGAGGAGGCUCAAGAUUGAGGAGACGUGGAGGUUGUGGCAGAAGUUUCUGGACGAUUACUCCAGGUUUGAGGACUGGCUGAAGACGUCCGAAAGAACGGCAGCUCUGCCGAACUCCUCUGGGGUUCUUUACACGGUCGCUAAAGAGGAACUCAAGAAGUUUGAGGCCUUCCAGCGUCAGGUGCAGGAGUGUCUGACCCAGCUGGAGCUCAUCAACAAACAGUACCGUCGCCUGGCCCGCGAGAACCGCACCGACUCCUCCUGCCGUCUCAGAGAAAUGGUGCACGAUGGGAACAAGCGAUGGGACAACCUGCAGAAGAGGGUGGCUGCCAUCCUCCGCAGACUCAGGCACUUCAUCAGCCAGAGAGAGGAGUUCGAGACGGCACGAGACAGUAUCCUGGUGUGGCUGACGGAGAUGGACCUCCAGCUCACCAACAUAGAGCACUUCUCCGAGUGUGACGUGCACGCCAAGAUCAAACAGCUCAGGGCGUUCCAGCAGGAGAUCUACCUGAACACGGGGAAGAUUGAGCUGGUGUUCAGGCAGGGCAAAGCUCUGAUCGAGAAGAGUGAACCUCUGGACGCGGCCGUCAUCGAGGAGGAGCUGGAGGAGCUGCAGAGAUACUGCCAGGAGGUCUUCGGACGAGUCGACAGAUACUACAAGAAACUCACCCGUCUGCCUCUGGCUGACGAUGAGUUUGACGGCUCAGACCUAGAGCUCGACAUGGAGGAGGGCGCCGACCUCUCCGAGCUGCAGUGGGGCGACUCCUCUUUGCCGCGGACGUCCAGCCGUCAGGCCACGGGCACGACCGCCCUCAUUCGGGCCGACCGCUCGGGGCGGGAUACUCCGGCCAGCGUGGACUCCAUCCCGUUAGAGUGGGACCACGACUACGACCUGAGUAGAGGUCUGGAGAGCCCAGGGGGACGAGGGGAAAGGAGCCGAGGGCAAGAAGAGGAGGAUGAGUAUCUGAGGACGGCUGCGACGGUUCUGUCAGGUGAGCCGGGUCAGCUGGAGGCCAGUCUGAGGCAGCUGGACCAGGCUCUGGAUGCAGGACGGUAUCACCUCCAGCAGAGAGAGGCCAGCGUCAGCCGAUCCAGCCCCGACAUCGACUCCACAUACAUGGGCUACAUGCGUCUAAUGGGAGAGUGUCGAGGAAGUAUAGACGCAGUGAAGAGAACAGAGGAGGAGCUGACUGAGGAUGAGGAUGACAUGCCGGGGCUCAACAAACCCACCAGCACAGACACUCAGAGCGCUGGUGUGAUCGAGCGCUGGGAGCUGAUCCAGGCUCAGUCCCUGAGCGAAAAGCACAGGCACAAACAGAACCUGCAGCAGUGGCAGCAGCUGAUCUCGGACCUGCAGACCAUGAGGGCCUGGCUGGGUCAGUCCGAGGCCGAACUCAGCCGGCUGCGAGGGCCCGACCUCAGCACCGACAUACACACCAUCCAGCAGAGAAUCAAGAGGCUCAAGGAGCUUCAGAAGGGGAUGGAUGCCCACAAGUCGGAGGUCCUGUCCAUCAACCUGAGCAGCGCAGACUUCCUCCAAUCAGAGCCCGACUCCGAUGAGUCCUGGGAGCUGAGGGACGGGCUGAAAGAGAUCAACUCGCGCUGGGAUCAGCUCGGCACCUCGCUGGAGGACUGGAGGGAGGAGCUACAGAGGGCGCUGAUGCAGUGCCAGGAGUUCCAUGAGAUGAGCCACGGGCUGCUGCUGUGGCUGGAGAACAUCGACCGCAGGAGGAACGAGGUGGUGCCCAUCCCUCCCAAAGUGGAUCGCGAAACAUUGCGCGCUCAUCACAAAACGCUGACGCAAAUCAAGCGCGAGCUGCUGGACUCUCAGCAGAAGGUGUCGUCCCUUCAGGAGCUCUCGGCUCAGCUGCUGGUCAACACCAAACCUCAGACUCUGCUGCUGCUGCAGUCGCACGCCUCGGAGCAGACCCAGCCCCAGGGCGGCGAGUGUCUGGAGGCCCAGGAGAAGGUGCACGUGAUCUGGAACCGGCUACGGCUGCUGCUGCGGGAGGUCAACUCAGACCUGGACGGGCUGGAGAGGAGACUGGAGGCCGCGGACACGCAGCAGGAUUUCUCAUCGUUGCCUGCUGGCAAAUCACAAACCUGCAGAUCAGCUGCUCCGGUGUCAGAGGUGACGGUCGAAAGCCGCAAGCGAUUGCCCCGAGGCAAAAGUAGUCAGGCCGACCCGGGACCCCCUGAGAGCGGCCCGCGCCACAGCCGGAGCAGAUCACCAGGCGCCGCUGGUUGCGUUUCCUCCCGUUCUAACCUUCCGGACGGCGCCGCCUCCUCCUCGUCCUCAUCCUCCUCCCCGAAGGGCCAGUCCUUCCUGUCGCGGGUCCUCAGGGCUGCGCUCCCCCUGCAGCUGCUCCUACUGCUCCUCAUCGGUCUGGCCUGCCUGGUGCCCAUGACGGAGCAAGACUACAGCUGCCACCACGCCAACAACUUUGCCCGCUCCUUCCACCCCAUGCUGCGCUACACCAACGGACCUCCGCCCAUAUGAGGAGCGAGCUAAAAAAAAUCAUCCCUGUGCUUUGCUAAGGACUCCACUGACUCAUGUGAAUGUUUCUUCUUCACCCUGUGCCCUAAAGCCACCAACUCUGUCCCCCUGCUGGGGAGGGAGUCACAUGCAUUAUGAAGUGACGCAGAUAUGAUUUUGAAGGCUUCAAGGCUCUCACAAACAUUGCACACCCACUCUCCUGAAAUCACCUCAGCCCUUUAAAAGUCCCUUCUCUCCAGAAUCAAUGGACCUUCUUCUGGAGACCCUCUUCCCCCAAUCCAAAUAAUUUCAUGUUGUUUUAACUUAAUUGUAAAUAAUAUUUUUCAAGGUUUCUGAAGAAACCUGUGAAAUCAAUGAAAAGCAAAGCACUAUUUAUAUACUCUAUGUUGGGAGCCAAAGCCGACCAUGCUUUUUGUCCAUGAUAUCCAGUGCUGCUACUAUUUAUUUAGUGUUCAAUCAGUUAACAGAUUGUUAGUAUUGAGGAGGCUGAGGCACCACCAGCGUGGGACGAUUCUGUACCGGUGAACUGUAGACCUGCAGUUUGAGUAAAUCAUCCAUGGUGUCAGAAGUGGAGAAGUUUCCUUCCAGAAGACACGUUGGAAGAACAACUUGGAUAAAAUGACUGAAACAGCACAGGAACAAAAACUCUUUUCAGUGACAUCGAAAGAACCAGGUUGAAUUUGGAAAUGAAGUCUUCAUAUGAUGUUCGAGAUGAAAAUCUGAACCUAUUGCACUGACACGGGCUCCGUCAAAGGUACUGCACUGAAGCCGUCCAGCCAAGAUGGCCGACUUCUUUCCCCAAAAGCCAAGGCUUGAAUUCCUGUUUUUUUUAUUUCAGUAUUAAAUCAGCAUCGGAGCCAAGAUGAAAAAAAAAAAAGAUUUGAGCUCUCAUGCUAAAAACUAAAUUUGUAUAUUAUUGUUGAAAUGCCUUUGAAUACAGGCGGUUAUUUUUUUAUCUUUCUGUUUGAGCAUGCACUCUGCUUUUAAGAAAGCCAAACAAUCACUGGUAGUGUUUUAGUAUAUGGCUGUGACAUGAAAAAUCGUGUGCUUUGUAAUAACUGUGCUUAAUUAUUCUGCAGCGAUGGGAUCACAAUCACUGCGUUGUUAGAAAAAAACAAACAGAAUCUGUAAAAACAAAGGAUGAAAUAUGAAAAUGGUUAUUUAUGUAUGUACAGUUUGCUAAUGCCGACUUCACGAAGAAUACUCUCUUUGCAAAUAAUAAACAUGAAAUAUUUA